AUGAAGAGGACGCAGCUGGCUUGCAAGCCCUGCAAGGACAUCAAAGCUAAGUGCGACAACUUCCAGCCUUGCACAAGAUGUCUACAGUCAAACUUAGCAGACCAAUGCAUCAGACUAAGAGUGGCAAGGGGGCCUAGGAAGAGGAGUUCCAUCGCAUGUGUGGCAUGCAAGCGAUCAAAGCUGAGGGAACUGGACUGCAUUGAUGAGGAACUUCAGCUCAUCCCUGCGCAGUUUGUUGAGCCGGAUGAUCACCAGUUGUGUGUGUAUGAGAUGCUUCCUGCCGACAGAGAAGAGUACGAGACUCGCGUGAAGGACCCCAAUGAUACGUUCGUGCGGCUGAUGAAAGUCCUGAACCAGAACAGAAGCUACGACAUGUGGCUCAAGGACUUCGAGGUUGAUAUGUAUGCGGGAGAGACGAUCCUGGGUUUGCAGAAGUCAAGACAGGGCGAAGAACGAUUGCAAAGACUAGCAAAGGAGCUGGAGAUCCUCUAUCGUCCCUUCGUGGUCAAGGCCGAGCAAAUAUUGACUGCAAGAGAGAUGAGCAAAAAUCGGGGCCACGAUCACUGA
Guillardia theta CCMP2712 is the source of this 567-nucleotide messenger RNA. RefSeq lists its product as hypothetical. The transcript is spliced from 5 exons. The coding region runs from base 1 to 567 and encodes 188 amino acids. Gene Ontology annotation, molecular function: zinc ion binding; DNA-binding transcription factor activity, RNA polymerase II-specific. Gene Ontology annotation, biological process: regulation of DNA-templated transcription. The record is from RefSeq and is a predicted model, not a curated record. Lineage: Eukaryota; Cryptophyceae; Pyrenomonadales; Geminigeraceae.